AUGAAGUACAACAUGAGUCACUCUCUGUUUGUUGUAUUGCUCAUCUUGCUGCUGGGCUGCAUCAGUGGGUAUGCACAAGGGAGUCGUUCCGAAGAAAGUAUAAUCAGGACAAUUGGUGGAGAUUCGAAAGAGGUGUAUCAAACAAAGGAAUCCACCGAUGCCAUGAAACUAGAAGAAGAUGUCUCAUAUAGAAAUCAAAAAAUUCAACCAUUUCUUGAAACUGACAGGAACCCAUUCCAUCCAUUUCAUGGUUCUCAUCUUCUGUGGUUGGGGAAUAAGAAACUGGUGACAGUUGCUACUUCUCGUUUGUUACAGUUGUUUGCAGACAAGACGGAAUUCAUCGAUUUUUUUGUAGGAGAAAGCAGUAACAAUGGAGAAAAGUGGGAGGAUAUCAAGAAAAAGAGGUUCAGUUUUUUUUCAUACAGUUACAAUGCUAGUCUCUGGAACCCUAAGGAUUAUGGUACCUCUCAUGAUACGUUUGUUCUUGUGGAAAGCAAGGCCCUUCCAAGUAAAUAUGAUUCCAAAUCUACGCAAACCAAGAUUCAGAAUUCUACUCUUCGCUUUGUAGGUAUGUCUAUUGCUAAUAAUGGAAGCGGAAAGUUUAUGUUGAGCCACACUCCUUUAAAUGUUGCAUUUCCUUUUUAUAAUGGAAAUGAAAUGGUUGUGCGAUUCCUUGCUGACGAGAUUACACCAAUUUUGAGAAUGACAAACUAUGGUUUUGUGUUUCCUGUGCAAUUUCUCACGGCGGACGACAAAUUCAGAUCAUCAGUUAUGGUUGACAACUUCGAACAUGGUGAUUGGAACGUUGGUGGUUUGACUGACGAAGGUACUUAUAAUCCUGCUGUUCUCGAGUGGGAAAAUAAUUUAAUGAUGGUUGCUCAGCAUACCAGCGGCCAUUACAGAGUGUACGAGUCCACUGAUUUGGGAGAUACAUGGACAGAGUCUACCAGUACACUCUCUCGUGUGUGGGCCACCUCCACUAAAACUACUGAGCAUGUAAGUCAAAACAAUUUUAUUACUGCAACUAUUGAUGGAAAAGAUGUCAUUCUUUUUCUGCAGUCCGUGGGAUCUGGAGAAGAGAACAAACUCCAUCUAUGGGUCACUGAUAACACACGUAUUUAUCACGUUGGCUUGAUUGUUGAGAAGAAAAAAGUGAAGAGAAGCACUUUAUUGUUCAAGGGUGACAAACUCUACUGUCUGUAUGAGACUGUUGAAGGGGCAGGUAAGUACAAAGUCUUUUUUGUGGAUCUUACGACUUCAAUGGAGGAGAUCAAGAGGGUGUUAAACAAGUGGAGUAAACAGGACGCGCUCUUGUCUGGUAAAGUGUGUCCAUCAUCUCGUCAGUUGAAAAAUCCUGUUCCCACUGUUGGGUUGGUGGGCUAUUUGUCUGAAAACAGAACUGAGAGUAAAUGGAAUGAUGAAUACCUCGGCGUGAAUGCCGUUGUAAGUGGUACAACAGAGAAAGUUUCUAAUGGUUUGAAGUUCAACGGUGUUGAUGCAGGAGCAAGAUGGCCUGUGAGUAUAAAUGAACUGGCGAAGCAGUAUCACUUUACAAACUAUGCUUUUACUCUUGUGGCGACGGUGACUAUCCACGAGGUACCAAAGAAGGAAAGCAGUCCUUUGUUGGGUGUAAGGUUGGAUAAUAACGAAAAGGGACUUCUUUUUGGAGUAUCAUACAAUAAAGACCAAACGUGGAGCACUAUAAGGAAGGAUGAGGCGGAGAAAUCAACAAUUAAGUUUGAACUUCAGAAAGCAUAUUCAGUGAUAUUGACAUUUAAAGACGGAAAAGGUAUUGUGUACAUCAACGGUAAGCGUAUAAAUAAACUAUAUUACGCAGAAAUUCAAAAUUCCAAAGAGGUAUCACACUUCUACUUUGGUUGGGACGGUAAAAACAAUGACGAGAGAAGCCGCACUAUACCCAAACCCAAGACAAGCAUCGCGGGUGAAGAAAUUGUCCAUAUAACAGUGAAAGACGUUUUGCUGUACAACCGCGCACUGGAUACUGAGGAAAUUGAUGUACUGGUCAAGAACAAGGAGAAUGGUAAUGCUUUGUAG
This is a messenger RNA of Trypanosoma theileri, 2055 nucleotides long. RefSeq lists its product as uncharacterized. The transcript has a single exon. Lineage: Eukaryota; Euglenozoa; Kinetoplastea; Trypanosomatida; Trypanosomatidae. The record is from RefSeq and is a predicted model, not a curated record. The coding region runs from base 1 to 2055 and encodes 684 amino acids. Gene Ontology annotation, molecular function: exo-alpha-sialidase activity.